GCCAGUUCCAUGGCGCCAGCACGUGGGCUCUUUUGCCAGCACGCCGGUUGGGAGCGGCCCUCCCCUUUCUCACACAACUCUAGCUGUGUUUAGUUUUGUUCCGCGCCUUUCGUCGAUGAAAAAAAAAUGGUUCCGAGCGCGCACGAGAGGAGAAGCGAGCGACUGCAAAUAUGCCACAGGAUCUUUACUCGAUAAAAUUAAGUAGCUCCUGCGAUAUUUCAUCACGACCUCGACCUGAGCCUCGCGAUAUCUUUGUCUACGUGCCACGACAGACGGCGCGGUUAUUUUCAUGGUAAUAUUCCUAAAGAACAAGUACAUUACGGGUUAACAGUUUCUCAGCUGCUCCUUCUACUCACCUGGUCAAACUGAAAUGAAAAUUACGGAGGCAGUAGGUGAAUCGCGGCCCGCAGCAUUUUUCCAUGCUGCCGAAGACCAAAGCAGUCUGUCCCCCAUGGAGGCUUUCCGUCGGAAAAUCGCCGCGAUCGCGUCUGAGCUGGAGGCUUUGCAAGCGGAAGUGGCGGAAGUGGAAGUGGGAAGCGAACACGAGAGCUUCGCGUCGCUGGACGAAAACAAAGCGCACCCAGGUGAUUCUAAAACUGCUCCGUCGUUGUACCUGGCGACUACCAGCAAAAAAUCCAGUGACGCAGCUGAAAGAAGACGCGCAGCGGUCCGUGGAGAUAAGAAUAAUAGGGAUGCGCCUCGAGGAAGAUGCACAUCUGCACGAGGACGACUGGCCGUAUUAACCACGAAGCCCCCAGACGCUUGGCCGGAGCAAGAAGAUCAACACGAUGUGGACAUGGAACCGCCGGUGGCACAAGACGACUUUUUGGAACUACCUUCAGCUCGUGGCCUAGCUCUAUCGCUACAAGAACCUACUAGCUGCGAAAGAACAUCUACCAGGGACGUGGACGUCGUGCCUGAGCUAGGGGCAACUAAUUCAUCGACUUCGAGUUGUACAAGAGUACCACUUCACGACUGUCCCUUACAACAAGAAUCUCCUGCAGCGUCGUGGUGCAGUCACCUAAACGAGAAAACCUGGUUCACAGCCUCUGCAAUUGGAUUUUUGUCCUACAACCCCGCUGCCGAGAGUUGUGAAUUUUUCCCGGGCGCGAAGCAGCAGCUCAAUUGUUUCGCUUUGAGAAUUCAAGACCAGUGGAAAAUCCACAAAGAAUGGAAGCGGAAAAAACGGAGAUUGGCGCGGAGCGACGGGUUUGCCGUCGUCGAGAAGAUUUUCCGGCACUGUUUCUUCACGUUUUCGUUCCGGAAAAAAUUGUGGACAGACGACUUUUUGAAACACAAGGUGUUUGCGAGGUACUUCAUUUUGUCGCGAAAGUUGCGGAGGAAAAGUCUGGAUCAGCUGCUGCGAAACUGUUUGCAGGUCUGGCGGCACUGGAAGCGGGUCAGGAGGUGCAUUUACUUGCACCGGGAGAACAGUUGUAGCAGUUGUACAACUUCUGAGAAAAAUAGAAAUAAAAAACCGUAUAAUUCUGUUUUCCAUCUGAGCCGCGACUUUUGCUGGGGGCUUGUCAAGCAAGAGGGGAAGCACUCGGUGGCGAAUCGAGGACGCCUGGAGCUCUUGCGGCAGAAAACCUGGCUGGCCUGGGUCGAGGGUGUCAGGCUGAAAGAUGGCUGUGAUUUAUUUUGACGUCUGCUUGUCGAAGCUGAACUGGUGUAGAUCAGUGUGAGGCUGAGAUAAAAAGCCUAGCGUCCUUCACGAGGAUGAACAGAACAGUAGGGACGAUACAGCCGGACAAUUGUUGUGCUGCCUACCGUUGAAAAAUACUGCUGCAUCAAAUAUUUCAAGGUGACC
Messenger RNA from Amoebophrya sp. A120, 1810 nucleotides. NCBI's taxonomy places the organism in Eukaryota, Dinophyceae, Syndiniales, Amoebophryaceae. The record is from the annotation of a GenBank genome assembly.